AUGCCGGGAGCAUCAGGCUCUCCCAGCGCUGAGCAUGCCGCAACGGCUCCGGAUCAGUAUGGAGGCUCGGCCCGGCAGAAACUCUUCGGCCGCGCCUUCUACGAGAGCAUAGGAAGCCCGAAGCUGAUCCUCGCCCCAAUGGUCGAGCAGUCUGAGUUUGCAUGGCGUAUGCUCACCCGCUCCUUCAUGUCUCCGUCGACCUCCAAAAACCUCCUAGCCUACACUCCGAUGUUCCACUCGCGCAUGUUCACUGACACGCCCAAGUAUCGUGAAUCGCACUUUCAGCCCCUGAAGACCACCCUCCCCUCCCCGCCGGACACCUACCACGCCUCGCAGUACACUGACGCGGAUAUGUAUCUCGACGGUAACCCUGCAAUCGACCGGCCACUGUUCGUGCAGUUCUGCUCGAACUCGCCAGAAGAUCUUCUCCAAGCCGCCCACCACGUAGCCCCCUUCUGCGACGCCGUUGACCUGAACCUCGGUUGUCCACAGGGUAUAGCACGGCGCGGCCACUACGGCGCCUUUCUGCAGGAAGACUGGGACUUGGUCUACAAACUCAUCGACCGGCUGCACACCGAGCUCGCCGUCCCUGUGACCGCAAAGAUGCGCAUACUGGAGACGCGCGAGAAGACGCUCGAGUAUGCGAAGACAAUCCUCUCUGCCGGCGCCAGCAUCAUCACUGUGCACGGCCGGCAGCGCGACCAGAAGGGGCAUGCCACGGGCUUAGCUGAUUGGAGCGUCAUCAAGUACCUCCGCGACAAUCUGCCGCCGGAUACUGUGGUUUUCGCGAACGGAAACAUUCUCACGUACGGCGAUAUCGAGCAGUGCCUCCAGGCGACGGGCGCAGACGGCGUGAUGAGUGCGGAAGGGAAUCUGUAUGAUCCAUCUAUCUUCGCGGAGCCACCGCCAGUGGGAAGCGAAGGGAGGGAGUAUUGGCGUGGAAGAGACGGGAAAGGAGGAUACCGGAUGGACGCCGUAAUGCGCAGAUACAUGGACAUCAUCCACCGCUACAUCUUGGGACAAGCCCCGCCCGCGCGUCCGCCGCUCUUCUUACCCUCCGACGCCAUUUCCACUGAGCACGACAGCACCUCGGCGCCAGCAGCAACGAACGCACCGCCAUGUCAGCCGAAGAGCCACACACGACCCGAAGACUCAGACCAACUCGAAGGCCCACCCUCGAAGAAGCAGAAACAAAAGAACUCCAAACCCCAAGGCAAGCAAGAAAAAGUCACCUCUCCGAACCUCACAGCAAUGCAGCCCCACCUCUUCCACCUCCUGCGCCCCCUCGUCUCCAAGCACAUCCCCGUCCGCGACGCCCUUGCGCGGUGCCGCGCCGGCGACCUCCCCGCCUUCGAGCACGUGCUUUCGCUGGUCGAAGACGCCGUGAAGCAGGGCCUGCUUGCUUACGAGGCAGAUGCUGCGGCCUUCGAGACUGCGCCGCCGGAGGAGGCAGCGGCAGAUGAGAAGCUCGACGAGAGUUCUGUAAGGACGGUGGCGAGGGUUAAGCGCCCCUGGUGGGUCUGCCAGCCGUACGUGCGGCCGUUGCCGAAGGAGGCGUUGGCGAAGGGCGCGCUGAGUUUGACGAAGAAGCAGAAGAAGAGGAUGGAGGAUGAGCAGGCUAGGGAAGAGGCAGAAGCUAAAGCUGUUGGGCUGACGCCGGGUGGCAAAGUUGAGGCUGAGGUAGAGGCGAGGGGGCAAACGGUGGAGAUUCCGAAGGAAGGGCUAGUGUGUGGAUGA
Messenger RNA from Coniosporium apollinis CBS 100218, 1737 nucleotides. RefSeq lists its product as uncharacterized. Gene Ontology annotation, molecular function: tRNA dihydrouridine synthase activity; flavin adenine dinucleotide binding. The transcript has 2 exons. The record is from RefSeq and is a predicted model, not a curated record. NCBI's taxonomy places the organism in Eukaryota, Fungi, Ascomycota, Dothideomycetes. Gene Ontology annotation, biological process: tRNA processing. Bases 1 to 1737 code for a protein of 578 amino acids.